This is a messenger RNA of Onthophagus taurus, 609 nucleotides long. NCBI's taxonomy places the organism in Eukaryota, Metazoa, Arthropoda, Insecta, Coleoptera, Scarabaeidae. The record is from RefSeq and is a predicted model, not a curated record.
AUGAGUUCGGACCCAACGAAAGACGAAUGUUUUCCUUUGGCAUACAUUACCGAUAUGAAGAAGGUGUACAGGGAAGCAAUUGAGAUAUUAAAAAAAUCGCGUAUAAUUAGUGUUAUUCCUGUCAACAAUCCAGGGGACGUGAUGAUGAGUUUAGUGUACAUGUGCACCGAAAAAGAAGUGUUCCUUUUCGAUAUAUUAAGAUUUGGACAGAAUCAAUUACCCAAAGAAUUAUACGAUAUCAUCAUGUGUGAUAAAAUACAAAAAGUUGUCUACACCCAAACAACGACGUCCGCUGCGUUGGGGCUUGAUGACACUGUUAGUAUUCCUAAUGUGUAUGACGUUGAAAUUUAUGCUGUAACAUUGCGACAAAAAAUGAUAGAUCGAGUCAAUUAUAUUCGCGAAACUUACGGAAUCGAGUUGAUGCCAGAGAACUUUGAAUUACCUAUGUUAGAAUAUCUUCCUAUGACAACACAACCACGUUUAGCGGACGUGGAUUGGACCGUACGCCCUUUUCAAGCUAACGAACACUUCAAAAUUGCACAACACUUCUUCCAAUUCAUCUCAUUAUUUGAGCAAAUGAAACGAUCUGUAGGAGAACUCGCCGUUUAG